ACGAAAGCAUUGAAAUCUAAACCGUUUUUAUAUUAAAUCUUUUUUUUCCCCCGCACGUGGUAAAGUCUGAACUAUUGAUGCACGUCAGGCCGGUGAAGAUCAGACUGGAGUAAACAAUAAGUUUGGUGGUUAUUUAUUAAUGUGGUGGGGAAGAAAAAGCUCCAAGUGCGAUCAGGAUCAGCAAAUCUCAUUCCUGACUGUGUUCAUUUCACCAAGAGUCAAUGCGGUUCUGCACUUUGUGGAAACAGGUUCUGCUUUCUCCUAAGUAUCGCUUUCUCUGGAGGAUGGAGGCUGCAAGAAGUCAGCAAAGAAUGACCUCGUCACAUCCUGUGGCAGCUGUGUGUCAGAUGACCUCCACCCCUGACAAGGAGGCGAACUUCACCACAUGCAAACGUUUGAUCGAGCAGGCCAAGGAGGGUGGCGCAAGCAUGAUCUUUCUCCCUGAGGGUUUUGAUUACAUCGGUUCCAGUCGAGAGGAGACCCUGCAGCUGUCCGAAAGCCUUCAGGGUGACAUCAUUACCAGAUUCUCCCAGUUAGCCAGGAAGCUGCAAGUGUGGCUGUCUCUGGGAGGUUUCCAUGAAAGAGGGCACGACUGGGAGAACGACAGACGCAUCUACAACAGCCAUGUCAUCAUUAAUGGCCAAGGUGAAAUUGCGUCUGUGUACAGAAAAGCUCACCUGUUUGAUGUAGAGUUAACAGGUAGAGGUGUGUCCCUUAAAGAGAGCGGCUUCACCAUCCCUGGAGCGAGCUUAGUGUCACCUGUUCAGACCCCCAUUGGAAAGGUGGGACUGGGGAUCUGCUACGAUCUGCGCUUCCCUGAGAUGUCCUCAGCUCUUCAGAGACACAGGGCUGAGAUACUCACUUAUCCAUCAGCAUUUACUGUGGCAACAGGCACCGCCCACUGGGAGGUUCUCCUGCGGGCCCGAGCCAUUGAGACUCAGUGUUAUGUAUUGGCUGCUGCUCAGGUUGGAGCUCAUCAUGCAAAACGCUCAUCAUAUGGACAUUCCCUAGCAGUGGACCCGUGGGGUGUGGUCAUGGAGGACUGUGGGGGGACGGAUGUGGGCGUGGCUUUGGUAGAGAUUGACAUGCACAAGCUGCAGGACACUAGAAGGGACAUGCCAGUACAACAGCACAGGAGGGAGAAAGAGUUCUACUCUGGUCUGGAUUGAACAGAGGCUCAAAACUGUAAUGAUACCUGAUGAUUUCUGAAAUUUGUUGGAGAUCCAACACUGUAUGAUUACACUCUGAAUUGCUUCAUUCUGAUCUUUGCAGCAUCCUGUUCUUGUAGUACUUGUGAAAAAUAGACUUCCUGUUUAAUUACAAGAUUGUUUUCCCAAUCGAUCUUUUCUUGUAGACAUCAAACACGUGUUUUUGUCUCUGCCAAAUUUCAGCACCAAUUUACACUUGUUUAACACAUUUAUUAACUUGGAUAAUUGAUAUCUAAUGUGGGUUGUUUUGACACUCAAACACACUUAAGAUCCAUUUGAAUGCCUGCUUCAUUUGUUGACAUUUAUUUGUUGAUGAGAUUUAUGUAACCUGUGGCAUAAUUUGUCUUCCAUUAAUAAAUCAAAAGCAACCAAA
Molecule: messenger RNA, 1581 nt
Organism: Silurus meridionalis
Lineage: Eukaryota; Metazoa; Chordata; Actinopteri; Siluriformes; Siluridae
Gene: nit1
Product: nitrilase 1
Exons: 6
Coding region: 222-1169 (315 amino acids)
Molecular function (GO): hydrolase activity, acting on carbon-nitrogen (but not peptide) bonds, in linear amides
Source: RefSeq, a predicted model, not a curated record